GCGUGCGCCGCGAGGCGGAAGCCGAGGGCGAGGCGCUGAUGGGUGGCCCGAUGCAGAUGGGCACCGCCCAGCACGCCGGCCCAAGCAGCCCUUUGCCCAGCGAGCCGCAGACAGGCGUGCGCCACGAGGUGGAAGCUGAGCCUGAGGCGCUGGUGGGCGGCCCGAUGCAGAUUGGCACCGCAGCUCCUUCUGCGGACACGGCGACCGUGAUCAUUCCUGAGCGUGUGCCAGAUUUGCAAGUAGCUGAUGAAAUCGUUAUUCCAGACGGUGGAAACCUUCGCUUCCCUGUCAACCAGGAGGAUUUGUUGAAGGCGCAAAAGGUCGUCGACCGAGUCCAUUCUGGCACCAGUUUGGCCACUGCCCUCUUGGAUGUGGGUGAGGCUAGGAAGCCUGCGCCCAGGUACCCUGGAACGGCAUCCCGGAACUUGGUCGUUUUGUCCAACUUUGAGCUCGAUGAUGUGGCUGCAAUCUCACAGAUCUUGGAAUGGAAGAUCCAGCUUGGGGAGUUGGAUCGCGAACCAAUCGUCAUGUUCUGUGCGGAUUUUGUGAAAAAAGACCUAGGCACAAUAUUCGAGAAGAAGCAAUUAGUGGCAGCGCAAAUGCUGGGGAUGAUGGAUAUUCCAGUCCUCACGUGCGAAGGGGGCUGCGGUGAGAUCACCAUACGCAAUGAACCUAUUUAA
This is a messenger RNA of Prorocentrum cordatum, 680 nucleotides long. The record is from the annotation of a GenBank genome assembly. NCBI's taxonomy places the organism in Eukaryota, Dinophyceae, Prorocentrales, Prorocentraceae.